This is a messenger RNA of Emiliania huxleyi CCMP1516, 255 nucleotides long. RefSeq lists its product as hypothetical. The record is from RefSeq and is a predicted model, not a curated record. The coding region runs from base 1 to 255 and encodes 84 amino acids. The transcript is spliced from 4 exons. NCBI's taxonomy places the organism in Eukaryota, Haptophyta, Isochrysidales, Noelaerhabdaceae.
AUGUAUCGCCACGGCGCUCGGCCUGCUGAGAGAAGACCUUCCCCGACGGCAGUGACAAUUUACCCGACAUCAAUCGUCGACGGCAAGCUCGAGAACUGCGCCUCCAAAGGCAUGCCUGACUGGCUCCUGCUAGCCGUGCGUCCUGGUGGCAUCCAUUGCCAGCUCAGGCGCCGCUCGGACUCGGUUGACGGCCGCCCAAGUGCUUGGCUCGUGCCCAGCCGACCGGCAGGCGAUGCCCACUCGCUGCUAGGCUAA